Molecule: messenger RNA, 1634 nt
Organism: Etheostoma cragini (Arkansas darter)
Lineage: Eukaryota; Metazoa; Chordata; Actinopteri; Perciformes; Percidae
Product: gastrula zinc finger protein XlCGF57.1-like
Exons: 2
Coding region: 70-1365 (431 amino acids)
Biological process (GO): regulation of transcription by RNA polymerase II
Molecular function (GO): DNA-binding transcription factor activity; RNA polymerase II cis-regulatory region sequence-specific DNA binding
Source: RefSeq, a predicted model, not a curated record
GAAGAAGACGCCAUCCACAGGAUCCGUCGCCCGAAGCGUUCCGACUUCCCUUUCUUUCUUUAACUGUCUAUGCUUUUUUCCUGUUCAUUUAACUGUCUAUGUUCCUGUUCUCCGGUUAGCUGUCCCUUCAAAAUGUCUACACUCCACUUACUGAGAACGUACGUCAACCAGCGCCUGACUGUGGCUGUUGAAGAUAUAAUCGAGAUGUUUGAAAGAACCAUUACCGAGUACGAGGAGGAAAUGCAUCGCCAGCGCAGGCUGCUGGGAGCUGAGAAGUCCUGCGGCGUCGAGAGAACGUUCCGCAACCAAUCAGGUGGGUCUCAGGAAAUCCGGCCGCUAGUUGUCAAUCCAAAGGUUCCCCCUGAACAGCAGAAGUGGACCACAGAGCGCAUUAAAGAGGAACCAGAGGAGAUCUGGAUCAGACGGGGGCUUCAGGGGCCGGCCGGGGCUGACAUCCCAGAGUUCCACUUUCCUGCAGUGUCUGCCAAAAGUGAAGAAGAUGAAGAGAUACCUCACUCCUCCUUGCUUCAUCACAGACAAACUGAGGAGGCCAGAGAGGCAGACCCCCCAGCUCAGCAGACAGAAGCCGGGGCCGCUGUGCACCACUGUGAGGCAUCUGAAGCGGCCUUUGGCUUGGAUGAAGCUGGUUUUUUGAAAGCGACAAGCGAUGGCCAGUUUUUCCUUUCGCAGUGUUUUAAAACUGAGACUGAAGUCUUGGACAAUGGCUGGAGGCACAUUAUUGACUCUCAGCCAUUUUCUGACCCACUGGAAAACAACAAAGCCGGGUCUCCUACAAGCGCUCACAGUCAGAAGACAUUCUAUAAAUGUCCGGCGUGUAGCAAGACAUUUAUGCACAACGCGGCUCUGCAGAGACACGUAACAUGCCACACGGGGGAGAGGCCGUUUGACUGUGCUGAGUGUGGUAAGACAUUCAGGCAAAAGGGAAGUUUGCACAUACACAUGAGAAAACACACAGGAGAGAAGCCUUUCUGUUGCCUAGUUUGCGGGAAGAACUUCACCCAGAGUGGAACGUUGGCUGCGCACAUGAGAAUUCAUACCGGAGAGAAGCCUUUCAGCUGCUCUGUGUGUAAGAAAAGGUACAAUGAAAGUGGGACACUGGUCCGACACAUGAGGGUCCACACUGGAGAGAAACCGUUCCCUUGCUCACUGUGUGGUAAAAGGUUCAGUGAGAAAGGGAAUUUAAAUAAACACAGGAGAAUCCACACGGGAGAGAAGCCGUUCGGUUGCACCGCGUGUGAGAAGAACUUCAGUUUGCUGUCACACCUCAAAAAUCACAAAUGUCCUGGUAAAAACAGUGGUGAAACUGUAGAGCAGGCUGAAAUCAUAGACUGUGAAUUAAAUUAAUCACAAUUAGAUAUUUUCCUGAUAUUGUACACCCCUAUUUAGAUUUUUUAUUUUUUAUUUUGUGGUGUUGUAGUUCUUUCUUUCACUAUUCCAGAAAUCAUUCCAUCUAUUUUUGACAAAUAAGACCAACAUGCAACUUAUGUUGUUGCUUUGUUUUUUCAGCUUCCGUGUUAUUGGAGUCUCGUUGGGAUUGUACCACAGACGUGAAACAGAUUGUAAUCUUCUGCUGUGGGGCAUAGCAAGAUUAGCGAUACUUGGAUUGAUAAAAA